AAAAGAAUACUUUUGCUGUCAUACUCCUCAGCCAUAGCUGUGGUACAAAAUCAGAGGGUAGAGGCGUGCAGUCAGGCUGACUGGAAGCCAGUGAAAUGGAAAUAUGAGCAAUAUUCCAAUUUAACUCCAUAGAAGCCCACUAGUUAGUAAGUAGUUCAUGUAUUUUAGUGCCUGCUGUGUUGCUGCCUACAGGGAAAAUACUCUAAGUGCUUCCCCUUUCUCACAAAGAAAAGAAGUUUCCAUCUAUGUUUUAUAAGGCUGUCUUGUCACAUCCAUUAUACAGCGUGACACAACCAGCCAGAGGAAGUAUUGUGGUGAUUUCCAUCGUGUGUUUCAGCAAGACCUUUUUUGUGAGGGGAAGAAUACAUAUAUGUAUACAAAAGUAUAUUUAUGUAUAGACACACAUACAAAUGUAGGUCAGUUAACUGUGAAGAUGUAGGUGGCCUGUAGAGUGUCAGUGGGCUGUUAAUGCCUACAUAUGUGAAAUCCAAAUAUUCUGUCAUCUGGCCAGCUUGGCACAAACAGGGCAGAAUUAUUACUGUUCUGAGAAUAUUAGGCCAUUACCUGUAACCGCUUUUAGAACUACUUUAUUCCAGUCCAUGGCUGACCAGCUAUUUGAGGAAAUAGCAAAGAACAAAUUCUAGUUUUCAGUCACUGAAGUAUGCUGUUAAUAUCGCAGAAUGAAGAAAAUUCCAAGAGAGAACCCUGAACAGUGUUGGGGUUUUUUUAACCCCUGAGUCAUCCAAUAUCCUGUUCCAUUCAAAAAUGCAAAGGGGAGAUGGUGAUUGGAGGAGUGAUAUGAGGGAUGAUCCACAGACUAUCAAUUUUAUAUAAGGAAAGAUUUUUAAAGGUGCAUGCAUAAAUUUUAUAUGCUUAUGUGUACACAAAUGCAAACUAUCUUCUGCGUGCACAGAGCAAUGCAACGUCAAGUUUUCAGCUGAAGACAGGCACUGCUUGUGACAUUUUAGUUAUCCAAAAAGCCAGUCUUCCUGUUCUGAAACAACUUCAGCAAAAUAUUUUUGUUCAGCAGUAAUAUUCUUACAUACUUCAGACAGUGGGGAGUAUGUGUGUGUAGAUGCAGAAAUACACAAAUAAUCAUCAUGUAAGACUGUGCAGUGUAUUACAGAACUGCUUGACAUAAGCAUCAUUUGACUACUUUGCCUCUUCUGGGUUCAUUACUCCAGCCCUCUCAUCACCAUUCUGACGUCUCUCUCUCCAGCAGGAGUGGUCCAGACACUUACCUAGCUCUGUGUUUUGCUUUGUUUUGAGGUAGCCUGGCUAACUAAAAAAAAAAAAAAAAAAAAAAAAAAUUUCCCUUUUAAAUAUAAUGCUUUCACUCAAAGUGCCCUGGUUUGAGGUCCAAUAUAAGCAUGAUUAAUUUCUGCAUAGGCAACAUCUUCCUAUAUGCCCCUUGAGGACAAGGCAUGAAGGUUUGAAAUCCCUGGGAAGCAGAGAAUUCCCAAAGCAUCAGUAGGGCACCUGGGAAUGAGACAGAAAAAUUGCUUUGGGGGUUAAGGAAUCCCCAGAUUUCUUCAAGCCCAACACUACAGCUACUGAAAUAUUUAAAUAACAAAAACAUGCUUUCACAGAUAGGGAAUAAAAACUGUUGAUCUAGUAAAAACUGAGAGUGAUAUGCUUAUUUGACUGCCUCCAUUUACUACUCAGUAUUUCUGUCUUGGCUGCAAAAUCUAAAACAAGCAAAGAUCUCCAGGAGAAGGAACCUGAUCUGGGGUGGGGAUGUGUGAGGAGAAACACUACCUGCAAUGUGCAGAAGACUGAUGAAAAGCAAACAGUUAUUCCUUCCUAAGAGGAAGGUGUUGCAGAGGAGAAAAGCAGGUUGUUCUGCUCUUGAAACACCUGAGAGAGUCUGCUGCUUGCUGAAGGGAGCAGCCUGGGCACGGAUGAGUGGCCGUGUUCAUGAACAUGACCGUGAAAACCCUCAGCUGUGGAAAUGACCGUGCUGUCCUUGGCUCCUCUUGGUCAGCCCAGCUUCUGGGAGCCGGUACAGGCCAGCUGCUGGUGUGUGCUGGUGGCUUGAAUUCUAAACAAAGCCUGCUGGGGGUUACCCAUCCCAUUUGCUUUUCAGGUAAAUCCCGUGCAAUCUGGCUGAAAAACCUUCUCCCCACUGAGCCCAGAGAAAGCCUUACCACCAACCUCGCCGGGGAAAAACACGGUCUACAAGCCAGCUCCCUUCCUUCGUGAUGCCGCCCACUGCUUUCGUGUCGCCUCGCUGUCACACAAUUGCACCACGCCAUCCGCGUUUUUGGCCCGGUGUCUCAAAUGCAAAAGCGCAUCUUUGUCCCUUUAACUUCUCUCUCAGCUGUUAUGCCUGUUUUCUCCCCUCCUCUGGGACUGUGCACUCUGUUGCUGCUCUGGCUGCCGGGAACGAGCGAGGAGAAUUUCUCCUGCUGGCGAGCGACCGGCUAGUCUGGGGCUGGCGUCUUCCCAGGACACUGCUCUUUGCAUACCAGCAGGCAGAGAAGCAGGAGAAAAGGAAAAGGCAGACAGAAAUAGAAGGCAAGAGACAACAGCUUGAGGACCAGAUACUUCAGCUGCAGCAUUUCAAGUCAAAAGCUCUUCGGGAAAAAUGGCUGCUACAGGGAAUUCCUGCUGGCUCUGCAGAAGAGGAAGAAGCCAGAAGGAGGCAGUCAGAAGAGGAUGAGCUGAAGGUGAAAAAGCUGGAAGAAAACAUACACAGGCUGGAACAAGAAAUACAGAAAUUAGAAAGUGAAGAAUCCCAAAUAUCUGCCAAAGAACAAAUAAUUUUGGAGAAACUAAAGGAGACUGAGAAAUCCCUCGACAACUUGCAAAAGAGUUUCUCACACCAGGAUGGUGAUGCAGUAAAUUACAUUUACUCCCAGAUCCCUGAACUCCCAACCCUCUAUUCACGAACAGCAGAGCCAGUUCCUGGGUGGGACGGAGCAAGCAGAGUAGCUGCUUUGUGCACCAUGGAAAUUAAUGUGGAGAAAGACAAACAGACAGGAGAGACCAAGAUUGUCUCUGCUUCACCUAUUGGCCCAGAUGAGGCCCAUCAAAGAGGAUUCAAAGUCUAUGAUGAUGGUACCAAGGUAGUCUAUGAGGCUCACUCUGGUGGCACAGUGGUAGAAAAUGGAGUACAUAAAUUAAGCUCAAAGGACGUAGAUGAACUUAUGCAAAAAGCUGGACAAUCAAGUGUAAAAGGAGGGUAUGAAACCAUGACUGUGUCAGACAGAAAUGCAGUAGCUGAUGGAAACCUUAGCCAUAUGAAGGAGCAAAUGCUCUUCAAGGAGGCAAAGCUGGAAAUGGUACACAAACCCAGCAAAGAGCAUUCUGUGAACCCUCAGCCCCAAGACAAACCCUGCAGUGGCGAAGCCCCGGAGGCCAGUGCAGAUCAGCCGGUGACAAUGAUAUUUAUGGGCUACCAGAACAUCGAUGACGAAGAGGAGACGAAGAAAGUGCUGGGCUAUGAUGAGACCAUCAAGGCAGAGCUAGUCCUGAUAGACGAAGAUGAUGAGAAGUCGUUGCGGGAGAAGACAGUGACGGACGUCUCCACCAUGGACGGGAACGCCGCUGAGCUGGUCUCUGGCAGGCCCCUGUCAGACACGACAGAGCCCUCCUCUCCCGAGGGGAAGGAAGAGAGCCUGCCCUUGGAAGCUGCCCCAGGUGCAGGAGGAUCAGAUAUGCUGCUGAGAGACCCGCUGGGACCAUCCUCCUGUGAAAGUCACAAAGCUGAGGAGGGUGCAGAGAAAUCUUCCAGAAUCCCUGAGGAUGACAUCAGGUUGAGAAAAAACAGAGACCAAAACUGUGCCAAUUUCUUGGAGCCAGCUACUGUGCUUGCUACAAAGGAAGAGAAAAUGGAAAUUGAAGUUCCAGUUUCUGAACAUAAAAGCAUCACCACGGUGGCUUCACCACAUCCCAUAGACAGUCCAACCCACUUCUUUUCCCCUGCUGCCAGCCACAAUGGACUUAAGGACAGGCACGAAUCUCUGGACAGUGAAGUUGCUAAAGAGAUCAGAUACCUAGAUGAAGUGCUGGAGGCAAAUUGCUGUGAUUCUGCUGCAGAUAAUACCUUUAAUGGGACAUCCUCCCCUGAACCAAGUUCAGUCUCCAUUAUGGAUGGCUCAGGAGCAUCUGUUAAUGUCAAUAAUGAUUCAGUCUCCAGUGAAAGGGAAGAAAAUGUAGCUGACAAGCAGGCACCCUUGGUAGUUGAACCACGUGAAGCUGGCAUAACAGAUGAGAACCUGAAAUCUAAUGGCCAUUCCUUGGGUAGAGUGAAGGAAGACACUAGGGAGAGUCUGAAGGUGCCAGGAAGUCCCACUUCUUCAAACAGUUCUAGAAGAUCUUCUAAGGAUGGAGAAACAACUCUUACAACCCUUAAGAAAGAGGCUAAAUUUGAACUACGAGCAUUCCAUGAAGACAAGAAGCCCUCAAAGCUCUUUGAAGAUGAUGAAGAGAAGGAAAAAUACAGGGUCCGCAAGGUGAGACCAUCAGAGGAAAUGAUGGAACUUGAAAAAGAAAGAAGAGAACUCAUUAAAAGCCAGGCUGUCAAGAAAAACCCCAACAUCGCUGCCAAAUGGUGGAACCCUCCCCAAGAGAAGACCCUGGAGGAUCAACUGGAUGAAGAACAUCUGGAGUCCCACAAGAAGUACAAGGAGCGCAAGGAGAGACAGCAUCAGCAAGGUGCAAUACCAACAUCCCCCAAACAGGUCAGCUGCUCCUUUAUACCACCAGAGCCAGCCAAUAUCAAGAAAGAGGACAUUGUCACAGAGCAAAUUGACUUCUCAGCUGCCAGAAAGCAGUUCCAGCUGAUGGAGCAUUCAGGUCCACCUCAGGGUCAGGCCCCACCAAGGCGGUCAGGAGCACCCAAAAUGUUCUCCAUCAAACCAUUCUACAAAAGCCUCAAUUCUCCGCAUGUAGACAAGCCACCAUUCUCCGUGACAAGACCCAUUUCAGUGUGUGGGCAAACAGGACAGCUCGAGGAUAACAAUGCCACUGUUGUCAAAGCACAGAAGGUCUCCUGUACCUCAGAAGAUGAUACAAGUGCUCAGACUGCCACUGCUGACCCAAUAAGAGAGUUGCCGUGCAGUGAUAGUCCCAGAGCUGGACAGGCCUCAAAACUGUGGGCGGAGGAUGGAGAAUUCAUGAGUGCAAGAGCAGUCUUCACAGUGGUGAAGGAUGAUGGACAGAGUGUGCCAGACCAGUUCCCAAAGUCAGGCAGUGCCUCUUCCCCUCCAGAGGAGCUUGACUCAGGUUUGGAUGACUUGUCUGUCAGGUCUCAGGAUACCACUGUCUUGGAGACCCUUUCCAAUGACUUUAGCAUGGAUAACAUCAGCGACAGUGGUGCCUCCAAUGAGACUAUGAGCGCCCUGCAGGAAAGCUCGCUGGCCGAUUUCUCACUGCCCCAAACCCCACAGGCUGACACUCCAGCAGACUGCAGGGGUGAAGGCAUCUCCAAGUCAUUCAGUGACCUGGGCUGUGACUCACCUUCCUCCACCUUGGCAGACUCCAUGCUGAUUGAUGACCAGCUGGAGUACCAUGCUGGCCUGCUGGUUCAAAAUGCCAUCCAACAAGCCAUAGCUGAGCAGGUGGAUAAAGCAAACUGCAAGGAAGAAGAAAUACCAGCAGAGAAGGAGAUAGUGGUCAAAGAGCAGCCAGCCACCACUGGCCCAGCUCCAGCCUCCAAGGACCAGCAGAACCCAAUGUUUGAGCCACCUCAGGUGUCUUCACCUGUUCGAGAAAAAAGGGACACCAUACCAAAGACUUCAAAAGAGGAAGAUUCAGGACUCAGGGAAGGGAAGAGUUUGCAGCAAUCACCCGUGUACUCAGCCAGCCAGCCAUUCCUUGUGGAGGAAAAUAGGCAUGAAGUCAGCUAUUUCAGCAAGUAUUCAGAGGCAGCUGAGCUGAGGAGCACUGCCUCCAUUCUGGCCACGCAGGAGCCUGAAGUGAGUGUGGGCCCUUUCAAGUUACGGUCAAGAAAGCAGCGGACUUUGUCAAUGAUAGAAGAAGAGAUCAGAGCUGCCCAGGAACGAGAAGAGGAGCUGAAGAGGCAGCGGCAAGGUCUGCAGCUGGCACCAAGCCCUAUUCCGAAGAGCGCACCACCCAUGCCCACCAGAACUGUGUCUUACAAAACUUCACCAGGAAAGAUAGAGAAGAUCAAGCCUCCUCCAUCCCCCACCACAGAAGGCCCCAUCUCACAGUCUGACCUGCCACCCGAGGAGCCUGUGGGAGCCCAGCGACCCAAGAACCUGAUGCAGACCCUCAUGGAAGAUUAUGAAACACACAAAACUAAGAGACGAGAAAGGAUGGAUGACAGCAGUUACAUCUGUAAAUUACUGUCUAGAAAGGUUACUUCUGAGGUCCUUGAGGCGACCAGGGUGAACCGCAGAAAGAGUGCUCUGGCGCUGCGUUGGGAAGCCGGCAUUUAUGCCAACCGGGAGGAGGACGAAUAACCACGCGGCAGCGUGAAGACAGCAACCAGACACUCGGAAACCAAAAAAAAAAAAAAAAAAAAAAAAAGAGAAAGGAAUUUAAAAACAAAACAAAACAAAACAAAAAAAAAAAAAAAAAAAAACAGAAACACCACAAAAGCAGCAGCAUUUUAGUCCAAUAUUUAUUAAACACACAACAAACUCAAUGAUGCACAUAGACACAGAAAUGAUCCAACUCCUGGCAAUCCUAAAACAACAGGAAAAACCCACCUAGGAAAUACCCCCUUCUGAUUCCCUCCAUCCCCCCUCUGAAAUAAUGCAAAGGGGAGUGUGCAGGGGGUGGGAGCCCUUGGGGGGGUGGGACGAGGGGGUUGUUGUCCCCACGGACCGGAGAGGCUGCAGGUGCCUGGCGGGAGGUCGGCGAGGAGGAUCCUGCGGCCAGGGCUCACGCUCGUGCUUCCCGCUGACCGAACUGACAGCCCUGCCUUGCCCCCGGGGUCACCGUCCCCCCAGCAGCUCCCGUCGGACCCUGCAGUCCCUUCACCUCCCACAGCCGCUGCACUGAGGCCGUCGGCGGUACUUCGACGUACUCUCACCCAGCCACAAAACACAACGGUCUUGCCCUCUGUUGCUGUUCCUUUGAGGGGACUGAAAGGUUGGGGUUGGGGUUGGGGUGGCUUUUUGGGAGGGUGGGUUCUGCUCCCCUUUCUAGUAAUUUAUCUGUUUAAAAGGCAAAACAAAACGAAAAACAGGCAGUUAUCGCAAAUGUACAAUCCAGUAGACUCAGUAAAACAGUCCUUGUGUUGCAAACACAAGCCAUCACAAUUUAGGAGUGGAAUAGAUGGGGAUGAGAGCUAAGCCAAAUGGAUUACCUUAGCUUUAGGAUCCUAUAUGCUUGCAAUAUCACCUGAGCUCCAGGUUCUCAGAGCAUAUUUACGUAACAAAGUUUCUAAAUAGAAAAUCUGUAUUUAGAUCAUCUGUAUUUUUUGAUGGGGAGGGAAAAGAAUGGCAUAUGUGUAAAAUCUAUGAAGAUGGAUAAUUUGAAGUAGAAAGGUAGUGGGAAAUGGAUACAAAUAAAGUACAUUUAAUUUUUAAAUGAGGCAAUAAUUGAACUAAGCCAGACCCUGGCCUAGAAAGAGGUAUGAAAUAAAGAAGAAAGUUAUGUCUUCAACUAUAUUUAUACAACAUUAAAAAGCCUUUGAAGUAGAGUGCUUUGUGGAAGUCUUCACAUUUCCAGGCAACAAAAAAGCUAAGGAGCAUAAUGAGUUGGAAGGAGCGAGCAAGGAAGAGCAGACAAGGGAAGAAAACAUUAUUUUUUGCCGUUCAGCCAGUGUUUUCAGUGCUACAAGCAAACCAUAGAGCCUUUAGUUAUUGCUUAGGCUUGGGAUCAUCAGUGAAGGAUUAGUGUGGAUCUGUGUGUGUGUGUGCGUGCGUGCGUGUGUGCAUGUGUGUGUGGGUGUGUGCAUGGGGCUGGCAUACCAGAAAGUGUAUGGCAGUGCGUAUACUGAUUAUUUUCUCCAAAGCUGUUUACCAGCUAUAGGGGUGAGUGCUAAUUUCUUUUCUUUUUUUUUUUUUUUUUUUUUUUUUCUGAAAGGGGAUAUAAAAACAAGGCACUGAGUUAAUGCAGUAUUUGUGAUAUUAAAAUUUGACCCAACAUGGUAUUUGCAUGAGUCACAAUUGCAAAGUAUCGACCAGUUUCGUAAGAUGACAAUUAGGAAAAGAAAUGUGGUAUUUAUUCUUGUGCUUUGUAUUUGUAUGUAGUAUAGAGGCUGCGGGUUUACUCUUUCUUUUCACACAAACAAUACAAUAGGAAUAUUUUACAACUGGGAACCAUAAUUUCUGGACUAGAAAGCAACAAGUUUGGGAGAUGGCAGAAAAAAAGACACUGAGCUUUUUUCUAUAUAAUACAGCAUCUUUUUUGUAAACAAUUUUUAUUUUGACAUCUUUUUAAAAAUUCAUCAGCCAGGAUACUGGUCCUCCCUUAAGCCUUUCCUUGGUUUCAUGACCUGCUGUGCUGUUCUAUCCUCAAGCAGUGAGCUCAUUUAAAAUGAGUACUGAUACUGUGAACAUACUUCUGGUGCUUUUCUUGAACACAGAGCUGGCAACCAAAUUAUCCCUCCCUCUUCAGUUCCUCCAGCAUGCAAUUUCUGUCCAGGGACACUAAAAUUUUUAGGCUUAUUUUCAGGGAAUUGUGGCAAAUACGCUCAUACAUACCUGCUAACUCAGUUCUGCCAGUUGCCUCCCUAAGUGCUAUUGAGCAGAAGAAAACCCUGCUGAACUGAGUGUUCACUGUGAUAAGGGCAGCGAGCUUAUCUCAAGGAUGCGCUCUAAACCCAGGUGCAUGGAGAGGCACCAUGCCUCUGAAGGAACUGCAUACCUAAUGAAGGGGACCUGUUGUUCAGACGUGGCAGUUGACAGUGAGCUGUGAUUCACAUCUGCUAGCGGGUCGUUACCGUAAGACUGUAGGAAAAGCAGUGCCACCAAUGCAGCGCUCUGGUGAGACCAUACAUCACGUAGCCACAUCUGGGAGCUCUGUGCAUCCGUACCAAGAGGAGUCCUGGCUCCCUCUACCAUGGGGAGAGCUUAAGUGAGACUGGGAAAAAAGGGUUUCCUGAGCAGAGGACAUGACCCCUGCACUUACGGUGAGGUGGCCUUGCACCAAACAAUGCUUUUCAGAGUUCCUCACAAUAUUUGCUACCUGAAACCAGCGCAGCCCUCACCUGCCUUUCCCAGGAACCUGCAUCUUUAUUUUCUUUAAGCUGGAGGCCUGUUUUUUCUGCCUGCUCUCUCACUGGAAGCCAGUGACAUCAAUUACCCAUCAUAAGACAUCUUUUUGUGCUUUGCCACAUCCGCCUCUACCACCACACCCAGUCCUCAGUCUUUGAAGUGAAAAUUAAAUUAUUCCCCUAGAAAGGGGAUGUGGUGGUGGGGAGAGGCCAAGUAUGAGUCCUCUGUGCUAGAAAUACUAGCUUUCAGACCCCGUGGCAAAAGUACUUACAUGUAUCAGUCCAGGACAGUCGAACUUUCCACCCAGCUAAGUUUUUCUCUUCCAGAAAUUAUGGACACUCGUAGUCAGCAGCACACAUCUAGUGCUGUGGUAACACGAGUGCAAUGCAGUUUACUUGCCUCUGUUAUUUCAUUUGCAUGCUACCAAGCUUAGGUGUUUAUAAGUAUACGCCAGUAAUACAUAUCUAUCUAUAUAUAACUAUAUCAAAUGCAACAAGAGCACUAUUGCAGAGUUAACUUUGUCUCCACAAAAGAAAUGCUCAGAUCCUUUCCCGUGGCAAAGACUGGUUUUUAUGAAAUUGUGUAUUGAGAAAUAGUUAAGCAUUAGCAUUUGUGAUUAUAAUCAGUUUGGGGUUACAGUGCAGGUUUUCUGAACAAUUUUAAAAGCUGCCAGUUUGGGCUUCAUCUUGCUCCAUACUGACAUUAUCUGAAGGAAAAUACAGUAGCAUUGACAUGUUUGGCAACCAAAAGGCGGCAUCCUUGUCAUGACUUAUCAACCAGUUUCAACAAUACCUGGCUUUCUGUAUGUUAACCACUUAAAUGUUAUCCUGCUUCUGUUUUAUAGUGACUGUGAGGCCUACAAUGCAAGUAUAUAAUUAUUUUCUCAUUAAAACAGAAACCUGUGUUGUGUUUCUAUAAA
This is a messenger RNA of Tyto alba (common barn owl), 10053 nucleotides long. RefSeq names its product PALM2 and AKAP2 fusion (gene PALM2AKAP2). Gene Ontology annotation, cellular component: membrane. The record is from RefSeq and is a predicted model, not a curated record. NCBI's taxonomy places the organism in Eukaryota, Metazoa, Chordata, Aves, Strigiformes, Tytonidae. The transcript has 12 exons. Gene Ontology annotation, biological process: regulation of cell shape. The coding region runs from base 2202 to 6428 and encodes 1408 amino acids.